Cercopithifilaria johnstoni is the source of this 711-nucleotide messenger RNA. NCBI's taxonomy places the organism in Eukaryota, Metazoa, Nematoda, Chromadorea, Rhabditida, Onchocercidae. The record is from the annotation of a GenBank genome assembly.
AUGGCUUUGGAGCAAAAUAUGGUAGGAUUUUCGGCAGCAUUAAAUCACGAAAUUCAAAUUCACAGUACGCAGGUCGAUUACACUUCCCUGCUAUUAACAAAGGAAUAUAACAAUGCUUAUUACUUCAUGCCAGCAUUAGCUUGCAGUGCUUACUACUUCAAGCCAGCUCUAUCGUGCAUUGUUCCAACAGAAGUGCAACGGUAUAUAUUGCCAUAUACUUUGCCACCAACUUCAUAUAUCAUAAAUUCUUCACGACAACAGGAAAGCAUGAAGAAAAAAGAAAUACAAGGAUCUAUAAGUCCUUGUAAAUUAAUUGCGACUACUCCGUCGCAUGCUGCAUCCUUCUCUAAAAAUAAACUUGGACGACAAUACAAUCCUGGUCGACCGCUUGCAAUGGAAGAAAGACAAAAAAUUUUACAACUCUACGAAAAGGGUCAUAGAGUAAGCCAUAUUGCUCGUAUUAUUGGAGUGACACAUAGUUGUGUUUCAAAAAUUAUGACAAGAUAUCGGCGUACAGGUUCCAUGCAACCGCGUUCUACACGUUUUGCAGCAAAGAAAAAUAUAAACCACAACAGUGAUAUGAAUAUUGAUCCGGUUUUGGAUAAUAAUCAUCAGAAAUUAUGCAGACGAUAUACUGUUGAUAGUACAUUAAGUGCUACCAGUCAACCAGUCAAAUCUUAUUUAAUACAAAGGUACAUAUAUUUUAAUUAA